UGCGUUUCCCAUGGCGGCGAAUGCAACAUAAAUAAUGUUUUUUUGUUUUUACUUGAUGCACUUGUUUGAUGUAAUUAGGGGACAUGAUGCUAAUUUGUGUUGAUAAAUAGUUAGUUAUUACUUGUUUGAAACUAUCACUAAGGCAUUUGUGGGGAAAGAAUUUUGGCCCAUUAGGAUAUCCGUACGUUUGCGCAAGCGCAGAUAAUUGUCGGCAUUGUGACUUUUUUUAGUUGUCCCACGCAGAUACGCUUAAGUGAGGGUUUGUGUUGAAGAGCAGUGAUAAUUUAGAGUGCAGUAUCUGGCUUUGAUAAUCACACAUGGCCUUGAGAAGUUGUUGGAGACUUGCCGGUGUUGUCCCGCGGCUUUUAUGGAAUAAUACCGUCCAGUUUGAAGCUUGCGUCCCGAGAGGACAAGGCUCUGUGUCCAGCAGUGUCAGCACUCGCCCCGGUUACAAAAAGUUGCUGUUCCGCACAUUCAGUUCAACGCCAGCGAGCACAGUCGUGAGUUAUGAGCAGCUGAAGGAGCUCCUGGUUGGGCGGAAAGCAGUAGUUAUAGAUGUGCGAGAGCCCUGGGAGCUCCGAGAAUACGGCUUCAUCCCCGGCUCCAUUAACGUCCCCCUGGCGCAAGUGAACACUGCACUCCAGCUGGGUCCAGAAGACUUCAAAGAAAAGUAUGGUGGUGAAUUACCUCACCAGACAGAUAACGUUGUGUUUACGUGUUUGGCGGGAAUCAGGAGCAAGACUGCGCUGAACACGGCCAUCACACUGGGAUACAAAGAUGUUCAGUAUUACUCUGGAGGAUGGCAAGACUGGGUGAAGCAUGAGCAGCAUAAUCAGUGAUCAUGGAACUGGAAAGAUAUUUAUAUAUUUAUUUGAAGGUAUUUUUGCAAUUAUUCGAGUUUAGAAUGUGAAGUGAUGGCGCAGCCUUGCAAAGGGCUUAAAAAAAUUUCAUGGCUCCUCAUUUCAAUGUUAAAAUCUCAAAGAGGUGAAACCAGUUUGCUUAAAUCCACAUCUGCCAUACAAUAUUUCUUGAAACCCCUCUUUAAUUUCUCUCAGGCUUAACCUCCUUCUAAACCCUUUACAGCUUUUUGAAAUAAGCUCAAAGAAUCUUCUGAAGUGCUAAAGAUUAAUUAUGCAAAUAAAGUCUUCCACUCCAUAAUGUGAACUAUUUUAUUAUUUCCUGUUGACAUAUUGUAAAUAUUAAAUUGCUCAACAGGCAGUGCAGACUUUGCCAAUACUUAAUGCAUUUAUUAAUAAAUGUACUAUUUAAUAAAGUUAUCAAAGCUAAAUAAACUAAUAUUUAACUUGAGUCUGUGUGUGUUUAUUAUUAUUUUUAUUAUUUAUAUAUUGGGCAGGAUUAGUAGAUGACCUAAGAGGACAUUCGUUUAAGUAAUUCCAGAUAUAAAUAGGCAUAGAGAGGCUUGCCGGGGUGACAGCUGCUGGGGAAGUACUACGAUUUACUGUAUUGAAGGUCCUUGUCUAAUAUCCUGUAUG
Messenger RNA from Haplochromis burtoni (Burton's mouthbrooder), 1493 nucleotides. RefSeq names its product thiosulfate sulfurtransferase like domain containing 3 (gene tstd3). Gene Ontology annotation, cellular component: mitochondrion. Lineage: Eukaryota; Metazoa; Chordata; Actinopteri; Cichliformes; Cichlidae. The coding region runs from base 318 to 839 and encodes 173 amino acids. Gene Ontology annotation, molecular function: thiosulfate-cyanide sulfurtransferase activity. The transcript has 4 exons. The record is from RefSeq and is a predicted model, not a curated record.